AUGCGGUCUCGGCAACGGCAGGUCGGCCGCAGAGUCGCAGCGGGCCGUGAACAACGCGACCGCGACAAUCGGGGGCGUGACGGAACACACGGCGCCGUGGACGCCCCGAUGCUGGUGGUUAUGUCGACAAGUAACGGGCCACCACGACGCCUGCCAGGUGAAACUGCCCAGUUGCGCACCAACCAGCGGACCGCGCUCCCCAUGGCCAUGCAGUGCGGUCGACUAUCCGACGCGACGCGGCCCCGGCAAUACGGCCAUCGAAAUAUCCCGGCGUGGUCGCACGGUGCCUUACGGCCGCGGGAUCCGCUUGGGCACGCGAUGCAGGCCGUUUCUUCGACCGCGAAAAUCAAAACAAGACGGGACCCCGGGCGACGUCGACCAGACGGACGACCUGGGACUGCAGCCCGGGAAAGCAGUUACGCACCGCCGGAUCAUCCAGCGUCCAGCAUCAGCCCGGAGCCCGUUGCGCCUGAAUGCGACCUGUUGUGCUUGGCCCGUACUACUAUUGGCAUCCUUUCCGGGGCGUGUUCUCAGGCCUUCAAUCGCUCCUGCCGUGGCUCCCCGGAGUAG
Molecule: messenger RNA, 570 nt
Organism: Ustilaginoidea virens
Lineage: Eukaryota; Fungi; Ascomycota; Sordariomycetes; Hypocreales; Clavicipitaceae
Exons: 1
Coding region: 1-570 (189 amino acids)
Source: RefSeq, a predicted model, not a curated record